UGUUGUGAAAUGCUUCACGAACAAGCAAAGCUUGUAUUUGGAUUGUAAAAAUUGUAACUAAAGCACUGGUUCUGUUUCAAAACGAUUGCGAUUUUGGUACAGAGUAAAAAUCUUAAAUUAUGAGUUCAAAAGUAAGAGAGUCUGGAAAGGAAGACAAAAACUCAGAAACCACUGGGAAGUGUGCAGGAAAGUCUCCAUCAACAAGUAUGGCAUCCCCUCCAAGUAAAUUAUCUGCCAUCGCUAAAUUUCUUAAAAGUCCUCGUAAGCAAGUAAAGAUAAACGAACAGAGUGAGAAAACAAAAUCAAAAACAAGUAAAUCUAAUAAAAAAGGAAAAAUGAAAAACAUUAAAAGCCCUAGCAAAGGUAGUCCAGUUGUUGGAAGUAAACCCACAACCAGACAAGGUUCGACUCAAAAGCAGGCUACAUUGGAGGAAAAUAAGCAAACUUUGCAUGAAGAAAAACGAGAUUCCCUUGAAAAAAAACAAGGCAAGGGUUCUUCAAGUGAUCUUGCUCAAGACGAGGCUCGGAGCAUUCCCUGUAGCCCUGACAUGUCAAAACACCAGGAUGUUGUCAGUACUCCUGAUCGCACCAUUGGCAGUGGUAAAAAAUCAAUGGUUCAAACAAGUUUGUCAACAACAAAAGAAUUUGUUGAACUUUUGUCAAGCCCAGAGCAUCCUCCUGUUCACAAGAAAAAAGGACGAAAGACUAGAUCCAAAAAAAAGGAGAAAGUGGAUAAGAAACAAACAAGGAUCACAAGUAUUUUCCCAUUGCGGAAAAGCACCAGAAAGACAAAGUCUCAACAAGAGAAAGAUGAGCAGGAAAGAAUAACAAAGAUAAUUUUAUCAAAAAAGUUUGAAGGCUUAGAGGUGCGAACAACAAAAGGAAAGGGAAGAGGAGUGUUUGCAACCCAUGAUUUUGAAAGAAAUGAGUUUGUAUGUGAAUACUCGGGAGAGUUGAUAACUUACGAUGAGGCAAAGAAGAGAGAGACAAGUUACAAUGAAGAUAAAAAUAUUGGUUGUUAUAUGUAUUACUUAGAGUUCAACAAUAAAAAAUAUUGUAUUGAUGCUACAGCAGAAGAUGGAACAUUGGGCCGAUUAAUAAACCACAGCAGAAAAGGAAAUUGUAAAACUAAAAUUCACGACAUUGAUAAUCUACCACAUCUUAUUUUUGUGACAAUGCGUCGUAUCAAGGCUGGGGAAGAAUUGUUGUAUGACUAUGGUGAGAGAAAUCGAGAUAUCAUACAAUCACAUCCAUGGCUUGAGAGUUGAAAUCCUAAACACAAUGGUCUUUAAAGAUAAGUGAAAGAUGAGUAACUGUUUCUUCAUCUUGUUCCCCUCAUCUUGUUUCUACAAGCUCAAUUGACUUCAUGUAGUGCUCAUUGAUGAUAGUUUUGUUGACAAAAAGAAACAAGUGAUCACAGAAUUCAUCUAAAUGUGAGCAAGAGU
This is a messenger RNA of Dendronephthya gigantea, 1445 nucleotides long. Its product is annotated as N-lysine methyltransferase KMT5A-B-like. The coding region runs from base 120 to 1268 and encodes 382 amino acids. The record is from RefSeq and is a predicted model, not a curated record. Gene Ontology annotation, molecular function: histone H4K20 methyltransferase activity; protein binding. The transcript has 7 exons. Lineage: Eukaryota; Metazoa; Cnidaria; Anthozoa; Malacalcyonacea; Nephtheidae.